AAAGAGGGAACUAUCAACCAGUGUUGAAACCAUUUCAGUGUAAACCUGAAAUUGCUGUCUGAAACACUAAGUUUUACAAGGAAUACGAUACUGAAGUUACUCAAGAUUCCAAUUUAUUUAUUAACGAGGAUGAUUUUGUUUCUUACUCAUUGACUUAUUAUGACAAUUUAUUUUCUCUGCUAAUGAAGCCUUCAUCAUCACCUUUUUCAUUUGGAGUAUGAUCUUCAGAAAGGGCUUCCUUCCAUCAAAAUGGUGAAACCUAAGAAAGGAACAGAACUUAGAGGAAGCCAGAAAACCAGAUCUCCCGCCAGGUCGUCAGCAGCAAAACAGGAUGGCAGCAAACAGGUUACCAGUGGUAACGAGGGUGAGAAUGAACUAGCUGCUUUGCAGCUAAAAAAGCGAAACCUGCAGGGAGACAGACGUGCUUAUGAGAAAGAAACUCAAGAAGAAAUAAGAAGGCAGAGAGGAUUGAUUGCACAAUUGGAGUCAGAGAGAGAUGAAAUUUUAACAUGCCUCAAAAGAGCAUCAAGCCGAAUCUCUCAAACCAAGGAAAACAAAGUGUCCGGGAAACUGAAGUCAUUGCUGGACAAAGCAGAUAAUAUAGACAAAGAAAUAGAAAAAGAAAAACAGAAGCAAUCAGAAAUUGAAAUCAAGAUAAAAGAAAUGGAAAAGAAAAUUGCCGAAGAGAGAAAAUCUGAUACUCCAAUAGAUGACCCAACAACAAAUAUUAAAAGGUUGACUGAUCACGUUGCUCAGAUGAAUUCUAAAUUCAGCAGACUGCUAAUUAUCAACUCAAACCUUCUCAAUGAUAUAGAAGUCAUGUUUUGUGAAAGAGCGAAAUUUCAUCUGCUGCACAGAAGACUGCAAAAGGAGCUUGAAGAAACCAGAAGGGAGUCUGAAACAGUGAUGGAUGAUGCUAAUGAGGCCUAUCAAUCAAGAGAGGAGGCUCAAGCUCGUAUUGCACGUGCUUGGGAACAGCAGGAGAAUGACACUGAGCAAUAUAAUGUAGAAUUGAAAGAAAUGAAACGAGAGCUGGAUCAUGUUGGAAGCCUGAGUACUUUUCUUGUACAAAAAACAAAAGAGAGAGAAUCAGAUAAACAGCUUUUAAAAUCAAUAAAGAAGAAAGAGGCAAUGGAAAGGGAGAGGAAGAUUGAGCACAAGGUGCUGAUGAAUAAAUAUGAGGAAGCGAUGCAGAAGAUCAAUGACAUAAUUGAGACAAGUGCUAAAAAAAACAAUUUCAAUCGACAGACCGGAAGAAACAGGAUUGACAUCAGGCUUGAAGGAACAAAUGAGGAUGAAAAGAAACUUACCUGGGAAUUGGAUGUCAAGAGGAAAUCCGUGUCCUUAAAUACUUAUUCAAAGGAAGCUGCUGGUGAAAGUGAUGCCGAUAGAAAAAAAUCAAGGAUCCCAGAACACAGAAGGAGAUCCUCCAUACUAGCUACUGCAUUGGAGGAUCAGGAGAGGCAGCAAGGGAUGAAUACGAAAUCUCUAGAGCACCAAGUGAUCCAAGAAGGAAAGAAAACUGUAGAUUUUGAUGCACAAUUAUUUUAUGAUGUGUUCAUGAAAAGAGAAGAUGAAAACUUUGCGUUGUUUAACUUUGUGACCGAGCAAACCAAUGAAAUUGAAAAUACAGAAAAUUACAUCGCACAGCUAAAAAUAAGGAUUGAGUUUCAGAAAUCAGAAAUCCACACUAUAAAUCAGGAGCAGGACAAUAUGAAGAUCAAUCUUGAACAAAAUCUGAAAGAAAUAGCAAAAGCAGCAGAUAAACUCCAAGAAGAAGGUGACAGAUCUGAAAAAAAUUUAAAUCAACUGAAAACAGGUAUAGACAGUCUUGCCAAAAAGUUGGAACUAAAUACAGAAGACUUUUCACAGUUUCUGGGCUGGUCAGAGGGAGUAACUAACCACAACAUCUUGACCUAUCUAGGAAUGAUUGAACAAAGAGUUAGUGAAUUACUGGCUGCACGCUCCUUUUUGCAGUAUAAGAAUGCUGAGCGAAUGGAGAAGAGUCAAGGAUCCAUUCAACACUACCUGGGCAACUCACUGUCCAAAUUUUCUACACAGUUUGAGAUUCAGCCACCAUCUGCAUGCUUGAAUUUUGACAGUGAUGAAGACGAGAUGAAUGAAAAGGAUAUACGGCCUCUCUCAAAGAAUGAGCUGCAGAAGAAAGCCUUGAAAGCUCUAUCUACAGUGGAGGAUGGGAACAGCCUCUAAGAAUGCAUUUUGAAGCAACAGGAAAACAUGAAUUGAUUCAUCACAAGAAUGAUGUGGAUAACGAAAUGGCAUCUGAAAGUAUUAUUCUGAGUUCAUGUUGUCAAUCCCAUUUCAAAAUGUUGUAUACCUUUAUAAGCUCAAGACUGAAGAGCCUUCAGUCAAAUCACCACUUUGUGUGAAAUUCUUCAGUCUAGUCAUUGCCCAGUGUGAAAAGUAUCAAUGUGAAGCUUGUCUAAACAUCGCUCAAAGCUCAUUCUACUAACUUGUCAUUUAAAAUGAAUAAGAAUUGAAGAUUUUGCUGGGGAAGAGGAUGGAUAUUGACCCAAGGUGUACAAUGUUAGUGCUGUCAGUAAAACUCUUUCCCAUAUCAGUCAGGGUCAUGUUCCUUAAUCCCAAUUUUUCAAUAAAUUUCAAUAAAGUUUUCAAAAAUUAACAUUUUUCUCAUUAUUUCUGUAUAUUUAUCAACUUAAUUGUCUUUAUAAAAUAUUGAUUACUGAAAUUUAUUCAGUAUUUAAAAUACCUAAUGGCGAUCUGGGAGUGAUUACACGGUGGUAAUCUAUUUGAUGAGUUCAGAUAAUAUUCUAAAUAAUGAAUGAAAUUCAGGCUCUUUGAACUGUAUAACUUCAUUCCUCAAUUAAAAUGCUUUCUUCUUGAGAA
Callorhinchus milii (elephant shark) is the source of this 2868-nucleotide messenger RNA. RefSeq names its product coiled-coil domain-containing protein 63. The record is from RefSeq and is a predicted model, not a curated record. Gene Ontology annotation, biological process: cilium movement; outer dynein arm assembly. Gene Ontology annotation, cellular component: axoneme. NCBI's taxonomy places the organism in Eukaryota, Metazoa, Chordata, Chondrichthyes, Chimaeriformes, Callorhinchidae. The coding region runs from base 250 to 2211 and encodes 653 amino acids. The transcript is spliced from 16 exons.